This is a messenger RNA of Effrenium voratum, 1683 nucleotides long. Lineage: Eukaryota; Dinophyceae; Suessiales; Symbiodiniaceae. The record is from the annotation of a GenBank genome assembly.
AUGGCCUCUGUGCCGGACGAGUGGGUCCACGCAGACAACGAGAUACAACAGCGCGUGGAGAGCGGCUGGAUCUCGAAGGAUGAAGGUCACAGGCUGCGUACCUUGCUCAAGAUGGGGGAGACGCCCGAACGGAGGCCCAACAAAGAGAGUGAGUUCUGGACGCACACGUCCAACGAAAUGCUCAAGGACUUGCUCUUGAAGAAGGAGCUGCCAACUCCAUGGUCGAAGUUCCUGGCAGCCAUCGGAGUAGCCUGGGUAAAGCGCAAGAUGCGGGAGAGCGACGCCUAUCGCAGCGGCGCGGAGUACAGAAACUCCUUCCCUUUGCUCGACUACAUCGUGCACUCCGACCGCUUCGAGGCAUUCACAGGUGUGGUGAUGUUGGCCAACGCGAUUAUGAUCGGCUUCCAGGUGUCACUGUCCCAGGAGGACAAGGCAGCGGCGGGGAUCUAUACGAUCCUGGACUUCGGCUUCACGGUCUUCUUCGUGCUGGAGUUGUUCGCCCGCUCGCUGCCAGAGGGCUGGCGAUGGUGGUGCAAGGCCUCCAACCUCUUCGACGUGGUCAUCGUGAUGGCCACGAACAUCGUACCCAUUUGGAUCCUGCUGCCGCUGGGCAUCGACAACGCGGUGCUGCGGCCCUUCGCGGUGCUGCGGCUCUUCCGCGUGGUGAAGCUCGGGAAGCUGAUGCGCAAGUACCGGCGCUUGAAGAUCCUGUGGAACCUUUUCCAGGGCAUGAUUGGCAGCGGCCGGAUUCUGAUUUAUACGGUGCUCAUGAUGGGCACCACGUUGUUCAUGUUCUCGGUGGUGAGCGUGGUGCUGAUCACCAAGAACGAGGCCACCAGGGACCACGAGCUGGUGCUGCUCUACUUUCAGACGGUGCCGGAGGCGUUCUUCACGCUCUUCCAGAUUGUGACCCUUGAUAGCUGGACCAGCCUCUCCCGGCCUCUUGGGGAGACCAGUCCGCUGGCCGCCCUGAUCAUUACGGUGAACGUGCUGGUGGUGAACCUGUGCCUCCUGAACUUGGUCACCGCCACCAUCGUGAAUGCCGCCUUCGAGCGCCAGGCGGCGGAUCAUGAGAUGGUGGCACGCGAGCAGAAGGACAAAAACGACCGGCUCAUCAACGAUAUCCAGAACCUCUUCAGUGAGAUGGACACCCGCGGGGAAGGAAAGCUGACCUACGAGGAGUACAUCAAGGCUGUGGAGGGGAACGACCAGAUCCAAACCAAGUUCACCACGCUGGAGAUCGAAGAUGCCGACGAGCUUUGGAAUUUGAUUGACCUCGGCACCGGGGAUAUUGCCGUGGACCAGUUCGCACAAGGCUUGCGCGUCAUCGCGGAAGAGACGAAGGCCAAAGAUGCCUUCACCAUCAACCGCCGCAUCGGCAUUGCCUUAAAGCGCCUGCAGCUCUCUGUGGACGAGAUGGAUCGGCAGUCGCGGCUGGUGGAGCGCUUCGGAAAGGAUAUCUCAGCCAUCACCCAGCAGCUCACCAUGUCCGCCAACGCCAUGGUGAGCUUCAUGCACUCCGUGGAGCGCUGCAUCCCUCGCGCUCAGGUGCUGAUGAACGAGAGGCAGGUGGAGGACCGGCGGCACGAGAUUUUGAACAAGAUUCAGCCCUUGCUGAGCACGGACAUCAGUCAGGUGUCGCGGCUCUUCAACCGGAGCCGCCGGGUCGUGAAGAACACCUGA